CAUAUAUGCUACUCUUUCGAGACACCUCAGAAAUGAAGAAAAUCAUAAACCAGACAGAACUGUAAGAUUAAAACUUGAAGACAAUCAGUUCGAAAUUCUAUACAUAGAAGGUGCAAACCCAGAAUUGAAAAGAAGAAAGCAUCAAGAAGACACAGAAAAAUUCUAG
Messenger RNA from Racocetra persica, 166 nucleotides. Lineage: Eukaryota; Fungi; Glomeromycota; Glomeromycetes; Diversisporales; Gigasporaceae. The record is from the annotation of a GenBank genome assembly.